AUGGCGGGCGCGGCGCCGACGCUGGCGGCGCUGUUGAAGGCGCUGCGACGUGCUGAGACAGCCGCCGCAGCCUCCAGCGCCAUGGAGCAGGCUGUGGACCGUCUCAUCGCCAGCGCGUCGCUCUCCGAGUCGCAACACCUCGUGCUCGGGAUGCAAGACUGCACCAGGGACCAUCACUCUGCCCCGUUCACUGAAAGUUUGUAUACCAAGCUUCAACAAGCGGCCGCAAUUUGUCCCGAGCCUUCCGGCAAGGCGCAAUACCUCGGCUUCGUGCUGCUGCAGGCGGGCGUCCACCUCCUGGAGACGCUUGAGGUGUCCACCCAGCGUCAAGUGCUGCUGAAGGUGUUUAACGCCAACAACGGCGUGCUGUCCGGCUACGUGGCGGCGCUCACAGCUUCAGAUGGACCCUUUUUGAGUUCUCACGUGGAGUACAGUCGCGUCAAGAAGACACUUGAAAUAGUAUCACCUGUCCUCAAAUGUGUCCUCAUGGACACGAAGCAGUCCGAAGGACACAAGACCGCUGUGCUGGAUGCACUGAGUCGCAUCGCCUGGCACUUUGAUGGACAGUCUGAGGACUACGAAGCCGUGAUGACAGCCGUGGUCCACGCCCUCGUGCAGGCGCUGGAGCUCGUGCCCCACUCGCAGCUUCCUCAAGCGUCCUACGCGGUCCACGUCGGGUUGACAGUCGAUCUGCUGAGCUCUCUGACUGCGCACAACAAGGAACAGGUGGCGCUGGCCAAGCGAACGGCGAAGUUUGUGCUCGAGUCGACGCAGGUUUUGAUCGGAAAGGGCGAGGGCGUGCUGGCUCUGCUGCAGUCGCUGGAACAACUGGCUCAAGCUGUGCCCGAGGCGCUCUGGUGCUCGGUGUUUCUUACGUCCAGCGCGUAUUUCCUGUUGGACAAGUGCGAGACGCCAGUGGAGCAGCGACUGAUGCUGCGGCGUGAUGUCUACGUGGAGAUUCUUUUGCUGCCACUUUCGUCAAUGAUUUCGCUGCAUGGCAGCGCUGUGUCGGACCUGCUCAAGUUGGUGAUGGAGAUCAAGUCGUCGAGUAAGUACCGUGCUCAGAAGGAGAUUGAACAGGACUAUGCCCCAACGGAGACUUCGGCCCACGCACGUUCGGCUGUGCGGCUAAUGAGCGACGAAGGAGGGUGUCAGCGCUGGUUAAACUCCCUGUUCCAGUCGGAGGGUGCGGCAUCUUCCGACUCCACGAACAACUCAACAGACAAAUGGUUAGCUCUUCUUUUGGUGGCUCUGCUCUCUGACGAACGGUCUACUCUUCGUGGCAGCGCGGCUAAAUGCCUGGAACGGCAAGUCAACAGCAGCCCGAAGUUUUGGGGCGCCGACUCGACGAAGGCGCUAGUAGCGAGUCUUGUCUUCCUCGUGUCGCAGCAUCCUUUAGGAAAUGGCAAGACAGCGUCAACACGAGCUUUCGGUGAGUGGAUGGCUUCGUGUUUGUACUCGCUGGCGGCGCUGGCUGCCACUACGACAGACACGAUGCGAAUUGUCCUUCGUCUGAUCGAUAGCAUGAACGGAACUGCGAAAAUGCGGUCGAUGGCGCUCAAACUCAUGUACGAAGUGUGGCGGAACGAGUCCCGAGUGUUUCCUCGACUGGAGACAAUGCUGCUCGAGUCCACUGACCCCGAGGAUGACGUAGAGCGCCAUGUGAUCAAGAUGGCGACCAUCAAAACGCUUUGCGAAAAGGACCCCGAGCUCGGCGUGCAGUUCAUUUCGUCCAUUCAAGGGUUCGUGGAAGACCAGCUGGAGUCGGUUGUUUCCAUGGCGAUGGACGCUAUCACGGUGUUGUGUGGAGGAGAUUGUUUGGACUUUUACGUAGCGUUCAAGAUUAUUGCUCAAAAGAUGCGCAAGAACAAGGUGACCUGUUCUGAUGGACCCCUCUUCCAAGAGCGCCUGUGCUGCUUCUACGCACUUGGCGGUGCUGAGAGCGCAGCUAAUGAAAAACACGCGUCGAAGCUGCUUGACCAGGCCUGGGAGUUCGCGGACAGCGAGUACCCCAACGUGCGUAAAGCUGCUUAUGCGGCAUUGUGCAAGUUCCCUCUCGAUAUGCUGGGACUGAGCAUGCCAGCGGAUGGCCAAGAUAGCGACAAUGAAGAUCGAGUGACGGAGGAAGAGGUCGAGGAGCAACUCGAUGACAUGCUCCAACGUCUUCAAAACGAACACGAUUCCUCUGUUCGCGUCGAGAUUGAAAAUCUCGUGGCAAAGGUUAUCGAGCAUGAGAGCGCGAAGCUAACUGCUGGGGUUGGACGAGGACAGCGGAUGGCAUCGGCUGCAGCAGGGCAGCAAACCUCGCAGCAAACAGGACCAGUUGUUUCAGCUGCUGCCACCAAGGAGAUGAAGGCGCUAUUGCCGUCAAGAACGGAGGUGCAAGCCCCGACUACUAGCGAUUGGAGUGGCUUCUUGUUAGCUUAUCAACCAAAUGCGGUGAUUGAUGCGAAGAACGUCAAGCGGAAGGACAAACUUGUCCGCUUGGCCACGCAAAACGUGGACGAGUUGGUAGAAACUGUCUCAACUGUAUUGCAGUCGAUGGAGCUCCCGUGGACAUCACCUGGAGUAUCAGCGGAUGAAAGAUGCAGUACAUUCUUGCGCAUUCAAGCCUUGAUGGAAGGGUGGAGAGGCUUUAUGGCAACGUUUGCAUUGUCGUUGGAUGAGCUGGCGGAUCUUAAGACUCCGGUUGGUGUCGAUGACGCCGAUGUUGCGUUCCGUGUGUUCUCGGAAGGCGUGGCCGAUUUGAUGAAUUCACUUCUAAACGAUAACCCAAACAAAAUUGGAGGCGCAUUGGCCGCCGGCGCGCUUGCUGGACGGUUGUGUGAAUCGAGGCACUGGCAGAACCCCCAAUUGCGCACGAAGUACGAAGAAGCGGUGGGGGAGCUGUCUCGUCGACUGGCAUUGUCAAUGGAGCAGGCCCGAGUGUUUUCCGGUGACGACAGUGAUGCUCGCGUGUCGUCUAUUGGUUCUUUGAUAGCGCUCCAGCUCUCGUUUGGCCGGCGGAAGGUUGAUGCGAGUGAGAGGAGCAAGAACUUCUGCCUUCAGCUGGAAAAGAUCGAAGAAAUGUUUAUGGAGUUGUAUCGAAACACCUCUGACCAGCUCUUGGGUUCCUGUGCUCUGUUGGGACUUAGUCACAUUGCUGCAAUUUACACGAAUGGAGACGAGCUGGAGACCUUCGAGGUGAUUCGAUGGAGGCAGCAGCGAGUAAAGCCGAUCGCCGACGGUCUUCUCAUGUCGUUCCUACUCACUGACCAGGCGAAGCAAGCAAUGUCUUCGUCAUCCUGUGCUACCAUAGUGUUCCCUCUUGACGAUAAAAACGGACCAGACUCCUCCAUCGAGAAGGUUGCUGCCGAGUAUGACCAAGGUGGCUCAAGUGAUGCCAUUUUGCUGCGAUGGGUGUCAUUGGUGGGGUUAUCGCGCUUGGCGAGUGGGUUCUCAAGCAUCAGGCGCUUGGACUGGCUGACUAAUCUACAAAAGGCUCUUGCAGCUGUGUGGGAAGUAGACAGCUCCGCCAGCACGAUAGCUGUCGCGCUUGGACCGGUGCUACUGGAAUGUGUGCACUAUAAUUUGGCUCCCUCGUCCAGCCUGGAAAUUUUUGCUGCCUGUUGCAUUGAGCGCGCUGCCGCUUUUGCCGCAGAUAGCCUUGACAAGGGGUUGCUAAUGAUGGCAGCUGCUCAUGUACUGUGCCAUUUCGAAUCUCUUGGGGGCUUUCCUGACACUAUUCAGAACCAAACCAAGCUGGUUGUCGAGGCGAUUCAAAGAACGCUUGAAGGUGAGAGCGGGCAAGAUCACGCGGUACGCGCGUUGAUGCAAAAACUGGAUGCGAAUGUGGAGCUUACGCUGGAUUCCAACACGAUCCGCACCCUAGUCAAGAUGGCUCAAGGGGAGAAGGAGCGUGGCUGCGUUUACUCGAGCGCAGUACUUGGAGCUAUCGCGCGUGCAGCCGAUGGGUUCUACGUCUCGCAAAAGAAGAAAUCGUUCGACGUUGAGGUCCGCUCUGUUCCAACUAACACGAUGCUGUCGAAGACGCUCGAGUGGCUUCGGCAAACGAAUCCAUCGGUUGGCUCGUCGAACACCGACACUAUCACAGACAACCAGAUAGCAGAAUCCCUGCUGAGUUGUCUGACAGCGACGGGGUCUGUGCUUCCGCUGCUCGACUAUUCGUCUUUUACGCAUCGCGUGAUGCUGCGGUUCUGCUCUGCUAGCACCAGCGUUGCGUCCAUUCGAUUCGCUGCUACCCAAGGAAGUUGCGAUGAGCUUUUGACGAGCGAGUUGCUGUCAGGCACGUGGUUUGCGAAUGCUGACAGUACCCUCCAGGCCGAACUGAUCGCGUCGCUGUCCCUAGCAGCUAAUCGUCUCCCCACUGACGUUCUCCGGGCUCUUUUGAUGAAUCUCUUUGACAUUCUCAAAGACAUUUGGCGCCGCGAUACGUCGAGCAGCACUAGCGUCUUGCUCUUCGACAGCUGGACGGGUAUGCUGCGUGAUGUGUUGACCUCCUCUCGUCGUAUCCCAGAGGCCUCACUGGACAUGGUGAACCAGGUUAUUCGCGAGAAAGUGGUCGCGGAACUUCCGUACGGCCUGCAUGAUGCGCUUUACGUCGAGCAGUUCGCAACGCGCGUUCUAUCAAAGCUGGACUACGGCGAGCGCAACAUUGCAGACACUUUUUUUAUGCCGUCUGUGUCAAACUCGACGUGGAGUUGGUGGAGAAACGGCGUGUUCACUGUCGAGCUGGCGAAGCUAGGCGUCCUGACCAUUUCGAAACGCGAGGCGUCUUUGGCCUUCCAGUGGAUUUUGCGUCAUGACUUUGAAGAAUGGACGGACGACAACCUCGUGGACACUUACCUGCAGCCGCUUAUCGCUCGGAUCGGCGCUCUUAUCGCUCAACACACGCGGCCGGGAGAAAAUGUUUCUGCGCUUCUGGAUGUCGUCGACGCGUUCAGCCGAGGUAUGUCGUCCCUCAACUUCUCUAUCCGCUCGGACUUCUUCAAGCGCCGCGUCCUAUUUGACGCGAUGGCGUGCGUUAUGUCGUGGAAUUCGUCGUUGAGUCAUGAACGGUAUCUGAUGGACAUCCCACGAGCUGAGAUCGCAAAGAUGGACACGGCAAGCGACUUGCUUCCGUUUGGAUUGAUAGCGUCGGCUCACAGCGCGAAGACGGUCUCGGCCAUUGGUGAACGACUGCUGGCACUGCAGCAGCAGUUGGCCAAUCUGACUGCGAACGAGGCGAGAGAGUAUUCUGCGACCCUGGACGUGUGCAGUCGGCAGAUGUACGUUGCAGCGGAGAGCUGGCAUAUCCCGAGCACGAUGCCCGGAGAGAUCCGAGAGUUUUGGAGCCUCAGCGACGCAAACUGA
Molecule: messenger RNA, 5352 nt
Organism: Phytophthora sojae
Lineage: Eukaryota; Oomycota; Peronosporomycetes; Peronosporales; Peronosporaceae
Exons: 4
Coding region: 1-5352 (1783 amino acids)
Biological process (GO): regulation of post-transcriptional gene silencing
Source: RefSeq, a predicted model, not a curated record